AAAUUAAAGAAAUUGGUUGAACAACAUGGAACUGAUGAUUGGACUCUAAUUGCUAGUCAUCUUCAAAAUCGCUCUGAUUUUCAGUGCCAGCAUCGAUGGCAGAAAGUUUUAAAUCCUGAAUUGAUAAAGGGUCCUUGGACUAAGGAAGAAGAUCAGAGGGUUAUUGAAUUAGUUCAGAAAUAUGGACCAAAAAGAUGGUCUUUAAUUGCAAAACAUUUAAAAGGAAGAAUAGGCAAGCAGUGUAGAGAAAGAUGGCAUAAUCAUCUGAAUCCUGAGGUAAAGAAAUCUUCCUGGACAGAAGAGGAGGACAGGAUCAUCUAUGAAGCACAUAAGCGAUUGGGAAAUCGUUGGGCAGAAAUUGCUAAACUACUUCCAGGAAGGACUGAUAAUUCUAUCAAAAAUCAUUGGAAUUCUACUAUGCGAAGAAAAGUGGAACAGGAGGGCUAUUUACAAGAUGGAAUAAAAUCAGAACGAUCUUCAUCUAAACUUCAACACAAACCUUGUGCAGCUAUGGAUCAUAUGCAAACCCAGAAUCAGUUUUACAUACCUGUUCAGAUACCUGGGUAUCAGUAUGUGUCACCUGAAGGCAAUUGUAUAGAACAUGUUCAGCCUACUUCUGCCUUUAUUCAGCAACCCUUCAUUGAUGAAGAUCCUGAUAAGGAAAAGAAAAUAAAGGAACUUGAGUUGCUGCUUAUGUCAGCUGAGAAUGAAGUUAGAAGAAAGCGAAUUCCAUCAAAUUCACCCACAAAGUUCCUGGCCGUGGAGGCCAACGCUGUGUUGUCCUCUUUGCAGACCAUCCCAGAAUUUGCAGAGACUCUAGAACUUAUUGAAUCUGAUCCUGUAGCAUGGAGUGAUGUUACCAGUUUUGAUAUUUCUGAUGCUGCUGCUUCUCCUAUCAAAUCCACCCCAGUUAAAUUAAUGAGAAUUCAGCACAAUGAAGGAGCCAUGGAAUGCCAAUUUAACGUCAGUCUUGUACUUGAAGGGAAAAAAAACACUUGUAAUGGUGGCAACAGUGAAGCUGUUCCUUUAACAUCCCCAAAUGUAGCCAAGUUUAGCACUCCACCAGCCAUCCUCAGAAAGAAGAGAAAAAUGCGAGUGGGCCUUUCCCCAGGCAGCGAACUUAGGGAUGGCUCAUUGAACGAUGGUGGUAAUACAGCGCUAAAACAUACACCACUGAAAACACUACCAUUUUCUCCUUCACAGUUUUUCAACACAUGUCCUGGAAAUGAACAACUUAAUAUAGAAAAUCCUUCAUUUACAUCAACCCCUAUUUGUGGGCAGAAAGUUCUCAUUACAACUCCUCUUCAUAAGGAAACAACUCCCAAAGAUCAAAAGGAAAAUGUAGGUUUCAGAACACCUACUAUUAGAAGAUCUAUAUUGGGUACCACACCAAGAACUCCUACUCCUUUUAAGAAUGCGCUUGCUGCUCAGGAGAAAAAAUAUGGACCUCUUAAAAUUGUGUCCCAGCCACUUGCCUUCUUGGAAGAAGAUAUUCGGGAAGUUUUAAAAGAAGAAACUGGAACAGACCUAUUCCUCAAAGAGGAAGAUGAACCUGCCUACAAAAGCUGCAAACAAGAGAAUACCGCUUCUGGGAAGAAAGUCAGAAAAUCACUAGUCUUAGAUAAUUGGGAAAAAGAAGAAUCAGGCACUCAACUGUUGACUGAAGACAUUUCAGACAUGCAGUCAGAAAAUAUAUUUACUACAUCCUUAUUAAUGAUACCAUUAUUGGAAAUACAUGACAAUAGGUGCAACUUGAUUCCUGAAAAACAAGAUACAAAUUCAACCAACAAAACAUACACACUUACUAAAAAGAAACCAAACCCUAACACUUCCAAAGUUGUCAAAUUGGAAAAGAAUCUUCAGUCAAAUUGUGAAUGGGAAACAGUGGUUUAUGGGAAGACAGAAGACCAACUUAUUAUGACUGAACAAGCAAGAAGAUAUCUGAGUACUUACACAGCUACCAGUAGUACUUCAAGAGCUCUCAUACUGUAAUUAUUAUUAAAAUUGAUGAAAUGCCCCCCUCCCUUACUGCAAUCUCUACUAAAUUAGGUUGCAGUGAAAUUUUUCUCAAUUAGUUGUUUUUAAAGUUGUAAGAUAGCCCUUUUAAUACAGCAUCUUUUUUCUAUUCUACAUAGUAGGCAGAAAGCUAGUAAGUCACUUAAGGGGUAGACAGUUUCAUAGUUUAUUUUUUAAGAGAUGAGAUUUUUAAAAAUUGUUUUUAAAGAACAAGAUGGGAAAAUAAUAGAAUGUUCAUGGAUUUCUAAAAGUAAAUUCUCAUAUUUUCUUCACAAGAUAUAUGUUGCUACUCUCUUGAUGCUGCAGUUUUGUUAUAGAUAGGUGUAAGAGUAGAUAUGAUUUCUGAAAUUAGUCUAUGUAUGGAAAGCACACGAUUUUAUGAAGUACUUUUGCCCACGUGCUGAUCUACUUAGGCUACCAUUUACAAAGAAACACAUUGAAAAGGAAUUUAAAGGAAGGCUAGAAAGUUGCACUACUAAUUUUUUUUUUUUUUCAGAAGCGGUAAAAUUAACUACAGUGUUAAAUGUAUUUAUUUGAGCAUAGUACUGAAAACAAAAAGCAUUCAAAAAAGAGUUUUUUCUUUAUUAGUAAAUAGUAUUUUCUUAAUCUCAGAAGAGCUGAGAAUUUUGUUGAAUGUAUUGUACAGUAUGUAGGAGCAGGAGGACUUUGUAAAUUGGAAAGAAGUCGGUUUUUUAUAAUUUAUUUUUAUUUUUAAAGCUUAAAUGUAGAUAUUUAUACGUAUACAGGGUGCCUAGAAGCCAAUGUUGUUUCCUGUUAUUACAGCUAACACAGUAAAGAAAAAUUUUGACUUUAAGUAUGAAACAAUAGUAAGUUAUAGCUGCAAAGAAUACAAUAUCUCUACUAUAUGUCACAUCUACCUAAAUGUUGCACUAUGCCCUUUAAAUCAUGUUGGUUAUAAAGUAGUUCUAAAAAUGUACUAAAUAAUAAUUUAAUACUUUCUUUUUAAAUUAUAUCGGGGAUGGUCAUAUACAUUAAUCUGGUGAUUUGUAUAUGUUUUUGAAAUUUUUGCAUUUUGUUUAAAAAAUAAUAUGGUACCUUGGUCCCUAAAAACAGUCUGCACUUAGAAGUUUGUAUUUACUCAGUGUUUCAGAAGUGGAGAACAUUAUCUUUUAUUUAUAAAAAUAUUUUGUCCUUUUUUAAAUGUUUUGUGUUUCUCUACAGGUUACAACAGUUGCUUCAGUUGCCUGUUUUAGGUGUUUGCACUUAUUUUAUUUCUUCUUGAAAGAUUUUUUAUUUGCUUUUGUGGUAGAGAUUAUAUGUAAUUUUUUUCAGUCAUAUAAUGGUGUGCUGUCAACUUAAACACUGACAGGUAAAUAGAAUUGUACACUGUAGUUUGAAUUAUUUAUAAUUGACACACUCUCUCCCUCUCCACUCCUGAAGUAUGCUGCUAUAGAAAAUAGCAGAAUCGGCUUGCUGCUACGAGAGAAGGAAAGAGCGACCACCACUUGCACUGUGUGAAAAGAUAAAAAACAAAUGAUGGCAAGUUCUCAAGUUAACUAAAUGGAAUCAACCAUUACCAGGCAAAUUCUUACAAAUACCAAAAUACUACUAUGCCUUAAAAAACAAAAUGAAAGCAGGUUAAGAUUUUCUGCUCUGUUCGUAUGUUAAUAGAAAUGGAAAUACUAAGUAUUUUAAUGCUUAGCUCUUGAACAGUAGACCUAAAAGGGUUUUAAGCUAUUUAAAUCUACUUGCUAGUUUUUGCAUAUUUUUUAUAUAUAUAUACACACACACACACACAUAUAUAUAUAUAGUGAGAAGUGAAGAAAAUGUAUGGUACUAAGAUUAUGCCUUGUUGAUAAAUAGAUAAACCAAUUUGAAUCUUCUUAGCAUGUUUAAGUAUGUUGAUUGCUUUCUAAUUAAUGAACUUCUCACAGAAAUUUCACUUAGUGAAACCAAUGAUUGUAGCAAACUCAUACUGGAUCAUUUCAGUUACCUUGAACUAAUAGCACAUAAUAGUUUUUUGUUGUUGUUGUUUUUAAUGUAGCCCUUACCUGGAUAUACAUAGUCUGCAAUCACCAAAGUAUAAUAUCUUAUAAGAGCUAUAUUUUUAAAGCAUAUUUUUUCUUGAGCAUUAAAUUAUCCUAAAUGGUAAUAUAUUGUGGAUAAGUCUGGGCUUAUUGGACAUAACACAUAUUUGGGUUGGUAUUGGUUGAAUCCUUCAGUUAACUGCUUUGUUGCUUUUUGCAAGAUUUUUAAUCUUAAACAUGUCAGGCAUCUUAAGUCACCUUUAUAAUGUUUUGUUCCUCUGAGUUUCUUUCAGCAUGUUAUACAAAUGCCAGACAUACAUGUAGCAGCCAUACUUGCAUGGAAACUGACUACACAUAUAUAAUACUGCAUUUUAUUGUAAGGUUUUCACAUUAAUACAGCAAUUACCCUGACUAAAUUGAGUUUUGUGAUAUAUGGAAAACUCCAUUGUAAGAGAAUCUUGCAUACAAUGUCGACAUAUUAACAUCCAAAAUAAAGCAUCUGUGUACAAGCUGA
This is a messenger RNA of Mandrillus leucophaeus (drill), 4518 nucleotides long. RefSeq names its product v-myb avian myeloblastosis viral oncogene homolog-like 1 (gene MYBL1). The record is from RefSeq and is a predicted model, not a curated record. Gene Ontology annotation, biological process: regulation of DNA-templated transcription. Lineage: Eukaryota; Metazoa; Chordata; Mammalia; Primates; Cercopithecidae. Bases 418 to 1992 code for a protein of 524 amino acids. The transcript is spliced from 14 exons.